AUGCUUUUACUAUGGGACGACACUGACAAGGUGGAUGUGAUUGUGAACACAACACAAUCCACUUUGAAUCUCAACACUGGUGCAGUUUCUAAAUCCAUAUUGCUAGCAGGAGGAAUGAGGCUUCAGCAAGAAAUCAAUAGCCAAAAAAUGAGUGGCAUUACUACUAAUGAAGGGGAUGUUAUUGUAACCAGUGGAGGAAACAUGCAAUGUACUAAUAUAUACCAUGUACUGUGCUGUUCAUGGGAUCCUAGAGGAACGAAUGCUAGUCAGGUUCUGAGGAAGAUUAUGCAAACAUGUCUAAACACAGCUUCACAAAAUGGGUACUCAUCCAUCGCUUUCCCCGCUAUUGGUACUGGUGGAUUACAAUUUCCAAGAGAUGCAACUGCUAGAAUAAUGUAUGAAGAAGUCACUUCUUACAGCUCUAACAAUCCUGCCAGUUCAAUUUCUAAUAUAUUAUUUGUAGUAUAUGACCAAGACUUCCCAACAAUACAGGCAUUUGAAGAUGAGAUCGGAAGACUGACUGGGGUGCCAUUGAAGAAACGACAUGGCCAUGGCAGUGGUGGAAGUGCUGCUGCUAGUAGGACUGGUGCCAACAGCUCUGCAUAUGGUGGUUUUACUCCAGUGAAACCAAAAAAGAAGAAAGGAAAAGUUAGUCCUGGACAAACAUUCCAGGGAGCUUCAGGUUAUGCAGCAUCAGCUUCUAGAGGUGAAGCAGAAGAUACGCUUUAUAUGCAAUUUAAGGAGAAGCCAGGGGGGUCUGGUGACUGUCAAAUGAUGGUUGGAAAUGUCUUAGUGCAAUUACAGAAAGGUGAUAUUACAAAUGAAAUGACUGAUGCUAUUGUGAACAGUUCCAAUGUUAACCUAGACCUCAGACAAGGUGCAGUAUCUCAAGCUAUUUUGAAAAAAGGUGGAGGGUCGAUUGUGGCAGAAUGUCAGAGAUUAGGUAGACAACAAGAGGAUUCUGUUGUCAUGACAAAUGCUGGCAAUAUGAAAUGUACUAAGAUAAUUCAUAUGAUAACACCAUACAGGAAGUUAGAAGACAGUAUAAUUGAGAUGUUGCUGUUUGCUGAGAAACAGAGACUGAGUUCUAUUGCUAUGCCUGCAGUUGGAACAGGAGCCCUUGCAAUUCCUCCGAAAACAGUUGCUCAUAUAAUCUUGGAUGCUAUUGGUGACUUUGUACAACAAAACAAUCCAAAGUUCUUAAAAGUUAUUAGAAUUACAAUAUUCCAACCACCACUAGUUGCAGUAUUCAAUAAAGAAAUGAAGAGUAUGAUUGGCACCCCUAUGAAAGACACCAGAUCGGUGAUAGGGAAAGCAUGGGGAAGUUUCAAAUCUUGGGUUGGUGCUUCUGAUAACCCUCCCAAAAAGGACUUUGCCAGGAUGGCCGACACUAUUAUUUUAUAUAUAUAUGCUGAAAGUAAGAACGAUAUUGAUGCAGCUAUUACCAAAAUAGAGAAUUUAAUGGCCACUGAGUUCAUUGACACUACCAUUUCGAAGGAUACAGUUAUGAAACUCACAGAUGAAGACAUGUCUAAAAUAUACCAAGUAGCUGAACCCUUAAAGAUUGUAUUUCGACAAUAUGUAAUCCUUAAACAAACCAUGGAUGCUAAAAACAAACAAGGAACAAACAACGAAAGGAUUCUAUAUCAUGGCACGAGUAGUGACAGUGUUGGUAAAAUCAAUACUGGUGGGUUUAACAGAAGCUUUGCUGGUAAAAAUGCAACUUAUUAUGGUGCUGGCAGCUAUUUUGCUGUGGAAUCCAGCUAUUCAGCAAGUAAGACCUAUUCACCUGUAGAUCCUAAUACUGGUCAUAAGCAUGUCUACCACUGCAAAGUGUUAACUGGUGAAUUUACUACAGGUAGCCAAGGACUGCUUGUACCACCAUCUAAGAAUCCAAAUGAUCCAACAGAUUGUUAUGAUAGUGUUACAGAUAAUGUCCAAAGUCCUACACUCUUUGUUGUCUUUAACGAUGCUAUGGCUUAUCCUGAGUACCAUAUUACUUUCACAUAA
Messenger RNA from Saccoglossus kowalevskii, 2010 nucleotides. Its product is annotated as protein mono-ADP-ribosyltransferase PARP14-like. The record is from RefSeq and is a predicted model, not a curated record. Lineage: Eukaryota; Metazoa; Hemichordata; Enteropneusta; Harrimaniidae. Gene Ontology annotation, biological process: negative regulation of gene expression; protein poly-ADP-ribosylation. Gene Ontology annotation, molecular function: transcription corepressor activity; zinc ion binding; RNA binding. Gene Ontology annotation, cellular component: cytoplasm; nucleus.